AUGGCAGCCAGCCGCUCCGGACGCAUCCUUCGUGGACUGGGCUACGCGACCCUCGCGGGAGGUGUCGGCGCUGGCACCCUCUACUUCGUCUACCGACCGCGCGACGUCCCUGGCCUCGAGGCCGCAUCCGUACCUCCUCCCACGUACGGCGAAGGAGGUGUCUUCCGCCCUCCUCAGUUUCCCCGCAUCAAGUCAAGAGCAGAGCAGAUUGCCGAGCUGAAGGCCAGCGCAGGCGCUGUGUUCCAGGAAGCUAAAGAGAAGGUCAAGAGCACGUUGGGACUCGAGCAGGAGUCGAGCGGUGCUGAGGACAAUGUUUACGAUCUGUUGAUCAUCGGCGGUGGCGCUACUGGUUCUGGAAUCGCACUCGACGCAGCUUCGAGAGGGCUGAAGGUCGCUUGCGUGGAAAGAGACGAUUUUGCAUCUGGCACAAGCUCAAAGAGCACCAAGCUGGUCCACGGCGGUGUUCGGUAUCUGGAAAAGGCUGUCUUCGAAUUGGAUUACAAUCAGUACAAGCUCGUCAAGGAAGCUCUCCGUGAGCGGAGAUACUUCCUCGACACUGCGCCGCAUCUCUCGUCAUGGCUCCCGAUUAUGAUUCCCGUCAACAAGUGGUGGCAAGCGCCGUACUUCUGGGCGGGUACCAAGGCCUACGACUUUCUUGCUGGAUCUGAGAACAUUGAGACUUCGUACUUCUUGACAAGGAGCAAGGCUCUGGAUGCCUUCCCAAUGCUCAAGAGGGACAACCUCUGGGGUGCUUUGGUUUACUACGAUGGCGCACACAACGACUCUCGAAUGAACGCUUCUCUUGCUGUAACUGCUGCUCUUUACGGUGCUACUAUGGUCAACCAUCUCGAGGUUACUGGUCUUGAAAAGGACGCCAAUGGCAGACUUUGCGGCGCAAAGGUCAAGGAUCUGGUACCUGAGAGGGAUGGCGGCAAAGGCGAGCAGUUCAAUAUCAAGGCCAAGGGUAUCAUCAACGCUACUGGACCAUUCACCGACUCCAUCCGCAAGAUGGACGACCAAGCUGUACCUGAAAUCGUCGCACCUAGCUCUGGAGUUCACGUCAUUCUGCCUGGAUACUACUCGCCUUCCAACAUGGGUCUAAUCGAUCCUCGUACCUCUGACGGCCGUGUCAUCUUCUUCCUGCCAUGGCAAGGCAACACGAUUGCUGGUACCACUGAUGCUCCCUGCGAUGUCACUCCCAACCCAAUUGCAAGCGAAAAGGAAAUCGACUGGAUUUUGAAGGAAGUACAGAACUAUUUGCAACCCGAGAUCAAUGUUCGACGUGGCGACGUCCUUGCUGCGUGGUCUGGUAUCCGUCCUCUCGUCCGCGACCCAAAGAAGGCAAAGUCAGAGGGUCUUGUCCGCAACCACUUGCUCACCACCUCUGACUCUGGUCUCAUGACCAUGGCUGGAGGCAAAUGGACCACUUAUCGUCAGAUGGCAGAAGAGGCUGUUGAUGAGGCUAUCAAGGAGUUCAAGCUGGCGCCCAAGGGCGUGCCAAAUCCACCUCUCGUCUCUGGUGUUGAGGGCUUCCAUGAGGACAUCAAGCUUGACGGCUCCUGCCAGACUCACGCAGUGAGGUUGGUCGGCGCACACGGUUUCUCCAAGACUCUCUUCAUCAACAUCAUUCAGCACUACGGCAUCGAAACAGAGGUCGCGAAACACUUGACCGAAUCUUACGGAGAUCGUGCGUGGACUGUUGCUGCUCUCUGCGCGCCCACAGAGAACCGCUUCCCUGUGCGAGGUGAGCGUAUUUCCGAGCUCUACCCAUACGUGGAUGGUGAGGUUCGCUACGCUGUGCGUCACGAAUACGCCCAGACUGCAGUUGAUGUGCUCGCCCGAAGGACGAGGUUAGCUUUCCUCAACGCCCAGGCUGCACUUGAAGCGCUACCUAAGGUGAUUGACCUCAUGGGUGAGGAGCUCAACUGGAACAAGCAGCGCAAGGCCACUGAGUGGAAAGAGGCGGUGACAUUCCUUGGCUCGAUGGGUCUGCCCAAGAGCAAGCUCACCCUUACGCGCGAGGAUGUGGAGAAGGGCCGCGUGGGCAAGUAUGAGGACGAAGAGUUCGGCCUCUACGCCCGUCAUGACAAACCCGACGAGGUCCUGUCGUCUGACUCGAAGCUGCUCUCUGGCACGAACCCCACCAUUGGCAAAGAAUCCCCAGCCAACGCAUAA
Molecule: messenger RNA, 2175 nt
Organism: Zasmidium cellare ATCC 36951
Lineage: Eukaryota; Fungi; Ascomycota; Dothideomycetes; Mycosphaerellales; Mycosphaerellaceae
Exons: 2
Coding region: 1-2175 (724 amino acids)
Biological process (GO): glycerol-3-phosphate metabolic process
Cellular component (GO): glycerol-3-phosphate dehydrogenase (FAD) complex; mitochondrion
Molecular function (GO): glycerol-3-phosphate dehydrogenase (quinone) activity
Source: RefSeq, a predicted model, not a curated record